Centruroides sculpturatus (bark scorpion) is the source of this 2023-nucleotide messenger RNA. It is a transcript of the gene Hsc70-3, whose product is annotated as 78 kDa glucose-regulated protein-like. Gene Ontology annotation, biological process: endoplasmic reticulum unfolded protein response; protein refolding; cellular response to unfolded protein. Gene Ontology annotation, cellular component: endoplasmic reticulum lumen; nucleus; endoplasmic reticulum chaperone complex. The record is from RefSeq and is a predicted model, not a curated record. The transcript is spliced from 7 exons. The coding region runs from base 155 to 1750 and encodes 531 amino acids. Gene Ontology annotation, molecular function: ATP binding; ATP hydrolysis activity; ATP-dependent protein folding chaperone. NCBI's taxonomy places the organism in Eukaryota, Metazoa, Arthropoda, Arachnida, Scorpiones, Buthidae.
AGGAAGCCAAAUAUUACACGUCAACCAAUAGCGGAUCUCCACGACGGUCUUCUAACGUUCUUUUAUAAGGUAGGCCAACUCCGUGCAUUUCACUAAUAUAUUUCGUUCGAGUGUAAGAAUUGUUGUGUAUAAAGGCGAUUGUUCUCGAAUUACAAUGAAAAAGGCUGCAAAAUAUUUAAUAGUUGCGCUGUUUAUCGGCGCCCUUGCCACGGCCAAAAAGGAGGAGGACUCGAAAAAGGACAGUAUCGGCACCGUUAUCGGAAUUGACUUGGGAACUACGUAUUCCUGUGUUGGAGUUUUUAAGAAUGGCAGAGUUGAAAUUAUUGCAAACGAUCAAGGCAACAGAAUUACUCCUUCGUACGUUGCCUUUACUCCCGAAGGCGAACGUCUCAUCGGUGACGCGGCAAAAAACCAACUGACUACGAAUCCGGAAAAUACGGUUUUUGAUGCUAAGAGAUUGAUUGGACGAGAAUGGUCCGAUCCCUCCGUUCAGCACGAUAUAAAAUAUUUCCCUUUCAAGUUAAUGUCUGUUUGCAAUUUAUGUGCAGGAGGUGAAGAUUUUGAUCAGAGAGUAAUGGAGCAUUUUAUUAAGUUGUACAAAAAGAAGACUGGAAAAGAUAUCAGAAAUGAUAAUCGUGCUGUUCAGAAACUUCGUCGUGAAGUAGAAAAGGCCAAGAGAACUUUGUCGAGUGCUCAUCAGGCUCGUAUUGAAAUUGAAUCAAUGUACGAGGGUGAAGAUUUCAGUGAAACUCUCACAAGAGCUAAAUUUGAAGAAUUAAAUAUGGACUUGUUCCGUUCAACCUUGAAACCUGUACAGAAAGUUUUAGAAGAUGGUGAUCUACAGAAAAAGGAUAUUCAUGAAAUUGUACUUGUUGGUGGAUCUACUCGUAUUCCCAAGAUCCAGCAAUUAGUAAAAGAAUUUUUCAAUGGAAAAGAACCAACCCGAGGAAUAAAUCCUGAUGAAGCUGUUGCUUAUGGUGCAGCUGUUCAAGCUGGUGUCCUUAGUGGAGAAGAAGAUACCGGAGAACUAGUUUUGCUGGAUGUCAACCCUUUGACUCUUGGUAUUGAAACUGUUGGUGGAGUAAUGACAAAACUUAUUCCAAGAAACUCUGUUAUUCCUACCAAAAAGUCCCAGAUUUUCUCUACUGCUUCAGACAAUCAGAAUACUGUUACCAUUCAGGUGUAUGAAGGAGAGCGUCCAUUGACAAAAGAUAAUCAUCAAUUAGGAAAAUUUGACUUGACUGGAAUUCCUCCAGCUCCAAGAGGUGUUCCUCAAAUUGAAGUGACCUUUGAAAUUGAUGUUAAUGGUAUCUUGAAAGUAACAGCAGAAGACAAAGGUACAGGAAACAAAGAGAAGAUCACCAUCACUAACGAUCAUAAUAGGUUGACUCCGGAAGACAUCGAAAGAAUGAUUAAGGAUGCGGAGAAGUUUGCCGACGACGACAAGAAGGUUAAAGAACGCGUAGAAGCUAGAAACGACUUGGAAUCCUAUGUAUAUUCUCUUAAAAACCAAAUAGGUGAUAAAGAUAAAUUGGGUGCUAAACUUUCUAAUGAAGAUAAAGAAAAAUUGGAAGAAGUCAUUGAAGAAAAAAUAAAAUGGCUGGAAACCAAUCAAGAAGCAGACACGGAAGAAUUCAAAGCCCAGAAAAAAGAAGUCGAGGACAUCGCCCAGCCCAUUAUUUCCAAGUUAUAUGCGGGGGCAGGUGGCGGUGCACCUCCAGAAGAGGAGGACGUAAAAGACGAACUAUAAAUGUGAUGAUAUUAGUAAGUUUUCUUCAUCUAGAAUUUGGCCGUGUCAACUUCAGAUGAAUAAUUCCAUUUGAAAUAGUAUUUUAGUUUCUGUCCAUUACAUUAAUGGUUCUCCAUUAUACAUCAUCAUAUUGUCAUUUUUUGCCAUUUCUGUAAAGAACAGAAUGGACUGAAUAACUUACUGGGAACAGUGUCACUGAAUAUUUAUACUGUUUUGUCUUUUGACUUGUAAAAUCACAUUUGAAAUGAAUAAAUUGUAAAUACACUUCAUUCA